UGUAGUACCAAACCUGACCUACGGAGAGCUCUGCAGCUACCUUUCGCCGACGCGCUCUCUUCAACGGAAGUGACGCGAUACGCACUGACGUGGCCGGAAAUCCGCCAUCUUGAAGGAGGAAACGCCUCGGAGUUAAAGAGGAAACUUAUACCCUGUUGUCCUUAAGGAGAAAGAGGCUGUUGAUUUCUUUAGUUUUCUGGUCAGUUUCAGCAAAGUGAAACAACAUCUGUCAAAAUGGGCAAUAUAUUUGCAAAUCUAUUUAAAGUCUUUGGCAAGAAAGAGAUGAGAAUUCUCAUGGUGGGGCUUGAUGCUGCUGGAAAAACGACAAUUCUUUACAAGCUGAAGCUGGGGGAAAUAGUUACAACAAUUCCAACUAUCGGUUUUAACGUUGAAACUGUGGAGUACAAGAAUAUAAGUUUCACUGUUUGGGACGUUGGCGGUCAAGAUAAAAUUCGACCACUGUGGCGUCAUUACUUCCAAAACACACAAGGUCUGAUCUUUGUGGUUGAUAGCAAUGACAGAGAGCGUGUGAAUGAGGCGCGAGAGGAACUCAUGAGAAUGUUGGCUGAAGAUGAGCUCAGGGAAGCCGUCCUGCUAGUGUUCGCCAACAAACAGGACUUACCGAACGCCAUGAACGCCGCCGAAAUCACGGAUAAGCUGGGGCUUCACUCACUCCGGCACAGGAACUGGUACAUUCAGGCCGCGUGUGCCACCAGCGGCGAUGGCCUUUAUGAAGGACUCGACUGGUUGUCCAACCAACUGAAAAACCAGAAAUAAUCACCUCACUCUUCUGUUCUUUCUUUUUAGACCUUCUCAACACUUGCUUUACUCUUAUGUUUUUAAACAGACGGUGCUGGAAGCUGCAUUUGUUUCAUAUCUGAUUAAUGCAGAAGCCCUACAUGGGGAUACAUGCCACGAAAGAUGCGUUGCUCUCGUGUUUAUGGACAUAGCUAUGUUUUUGCUAUGAGGCAGCUGUCUGAGCACCAUUAUGCAAUGUAGACUUAAACUUUUAUCAUUUCUUUCCAUCUUUUUCCUGUUUAUUUUUGAGUCAUCGGGACCGGUCAGAUCUUAUUCGAAUCUUGCACACGUAUUAUGUUAUUGUGCUUAUAUCAUGACUGUCUCUUACAUGUACUGUAAACAGCUGUUUUGUGCGUCUCAAACCAAGUACAGGAAAUUCAACUGUGUGGACACUACCUGAUUCAAUUUAGAGAAAGAGAAGCCAAAAACGAUUAUGCCGUUUCUUUGGCAAGCAUUGACAUGACCUCAAGCUUUACUGUCUGGAGCUAUAGGUAUGAUGUAUAUUAAGCCUGCUAUACAUCUCAUACAUUGUUUUCUGUCUGUUAUCAAACUCCCAAUACACAGCUGUAAACUUUUUGUGCAUGGGAGAACUCGAUGUGGCUCAGGUUAAUCAUGGUUUAUAGCAUGGUGAAUCUCACAAAACAUCAAGAAUAUGUCCAGGUCACAUUUUACUUAUAAAUUAUUUUUAGCUUUAUCUUUAAUCUGUUUCGUGACAUUUUACCCACACCUACCUAUUUUCACUGUAAUCUGUAAUAUUUCACUGUGACCUGUACAUGUUUUUGUUAGAUUUACUUCAUAAAAGAAACUGAAGCAUUGAAUGCACCUAUGAUUAAAGUUAUAUAGCAAAAAUACA
Messenger RNA from Misgurnus anguillicaudatus (oriental weatherfish), 1651 nucleotides. RefSeq names its product ADP-ribosylation factor 1 (gene arf1). NCBI's taxonomy places the organism in Eukaryota, Metazoa, Chordata, Actinopteri, Cypriniformes, Cobitidae. The record is from RefSeq and is a predicted model, not a curated record. Gene Ontology annotation, molecular function: GTPase activity; GTP binding.